Molecule: messenger RNA, 522 nt
Organism: Echinostoma caproni
Lineage: Eukaryota; Metazoa; Platyhelminthes; Trematoda; Plagiorchiida; Echinostomatidae
Source: the annotation of a GenBank genome assembly
AUGGAAAGACGUUCUCAGUCGGGCGGUUUAUUGUCUGUGAUUGGAUUACUGAUUGUACUGUUCCUUUUGAUUGUUGUGGGACUCUCGGAUGCAUACAAGACAGAGAAAACAGCUUCCGUGAUCCCGAACCAAGACUCCAAUUUAGGUGACAGUGAGAACAAAGUAUGGGCAGUGCUCCCAGUACUAACCCCAACUCUGACCGAACCGAAACACGUCACCGAACCCGCACCGGUGACUCGUCGCCGAAGAUCCAAAUUCCCACGAGAAAGUGGACGCUUGCGUCGCCUAAGUCGCCGACAAUUCCAACGUACCGGAACAACUCCGGCGACCAGCUAUCAUACGCGUGCUGCAUCCAGCUCCGCUUUCAGGCGAAACGGGAUGGUCUUCCAUGCCCGAAGUAUUAAAUCUCCUUCAGUCUACUGUCCUCCUGGUUGCGUCUGUUUCAAAGCGGAAGUGGAAUGCAAAUAUGCAAACCUGCAUCACGUCCCGGAAGGGAUAUCGUCACAAACGGAGAAACUGUAA